This is a messenger RNA of Erinaceus europaeus (western European hedgehog), 2739 nucleotides long. It is a transcript of the gene TFAP2E, whose product is annotated as transcription factor AP-2 epsilon. Lineage: Eukaryota; Metazoa; Chordata; Mammalia; Eulipotyphla; Erinaceidae. Bases 567 to 1859 code for a protein of 430 amino acids. The transcript has 7 exons. Gene Ontology annotation, molecular function: DNA-binding transcription factor activity, RNA polymerase II-specific; RNA polymerase II transcription regulatory region sequence-specific DNA binding. The record is from RefSeq and is a predicted model, not a curated record. Gene Ontology annotation, cellular component: nucleus. Gene Ontology annotation, biological process: regulation of transcription by RNA polymerase II; anatomical structure development; regulation of cell population proliferation.
AUGCAACAGAGCUGAAGUGCAAACCUAGGGAGCCUGUGCCUCAACCUCCAGCCGUUAGUUUGAAGGCGUCUGGGAGCUUCAAAGCCUAAAAGGUGGCUCAGACCUGCGGCGGCGAGUGGCGGGGAGGUAUCCAAGCCCCCGUCAUUCUCUCUCCAGGGAUCUCGUUCAAGUCGGGCCUCUCUCGGAGUGGCCGCUGGUGGCAGAAUCAAGCUGUCACCGCUUGUCUCUUUAAUGCGCGCCCCCGAGGCCCAGCGCGGCCCCGCCACUAUAACUACAGCGCAUGGAGCGGGCUGUGUUCAGAGCCAGGACGGCGGGCGCUGGGCAGCGGCUCACCGACUUUUCCACGUGCGACCAGAGCCCGUCCCGCUCGAGUCCUGCUCCAUGGACCCGUCCAGGGUGGCCCUCAGCUGAGGCCCUGACUCCUGCUAGGCUCGGGGCUGCGGCUGCACCCUCGCCCCCUGCCGCCGGGAGACCCCGCGGGCUGUGCGGGCUGCAAGCUGCCCGGCGCGCUGGCCGUCGGGCGAGGCCCCCGCCGCCAGGCCCCGCGCCCCCGCGCCGCCCGCCCCAUGCUGGUGCACAGCUACCCCGCCAUGGAGCGCCCCGACGGGCUGAGCGCGGCGGCAGGCGGGACGCGCCUGUCGUCGCUGCCCCCCGCGGCCUACGCGCCCGCGCCGCCGCUCUGCCACACGCCCGCCGCAGACUUCCAGCCGCCCUACUUCCCGCCGCCCUACCCGCAGCCGCCGCUGCCCUACGGACAGGCGCCCGACGCCGCCGCCGCCUUCCCGCACCUGUCCGGGGACCCGUACGGCGGCCUGGCGCCCUCUGUACAGCCGCCACCGCCGCAGCCCGCCUGGCCCCCCGCGCCCCGCGCCGCCGCCCGCGCCCACGACGAGCCGCCCGGCCUGCUGCCGCCGCCCGCCCGCGCCCUGGGCCUCGACCCGCGCCGCGACUACGCCGCCGCGCCUCGCCUGCUGCACGGCCUGGCCGACGCGCCCCUCGGCCUCCCCGCGCUGGCGCCGCCCGGCCUGGAGGACCUGCAGGCCAUGGAGGAGCCGGGCAUGAGCCUCCUGGACCAGUCCGUGAUCAAGAAAGUCCCUAUCCCCUCCAAAGUCAGCAGCCUCUCAGCCCUCUCACUGGCCAAAGACAGCCUGAUUGGUGGCAUCACAAACCCCAGUGAGGUCUUCUGCUCCGUGCCAGGCCGGCUCUCACUGCUCAGCUCGACGUCCAAGUACAAAGUGACAGUGGGAGAGGUCCAGCGGCGACUCUCACCUCCCGAGUGCCUCAACGCCUCCCUCCUGGGUGGUGUCCUUCGCAGGGCCAAGUCCAAGAAUGGGGGUCGAUGCCUACGGGAACGGCUGGAGAAGAUUGGGCUCAACCUGCCAGCUGGCCGUCGCAAGGCUGCCAAUGUGACACUGCUGACAUCGCUGGUGGAAGGAGAGGCUGUGCACCUGGCUCGAGAUUUUGGCUACGUCUGUGAGACUGAAUUCCCAGCCAAGGCAGCUGCCGAGUACCUGUGUCGACAGCACUCUGACCCUGGGGAGCUGCACAGCCGCAAGAGCAUGCUGCUGGCUGCCAAGCAGAUCUGCAAGGAAUUUGCGGACUUGAUGGCUCAGGAUCGAUCUCCACUGGGCAACAGCCGCCCAGCACUCAUCUUGGAGCCCGGGGUACAGAGUUGCCUGACACACUUUAGCCUCAUCACCCAUGGCUUUGGUGGGCCUGCCAUUUGUGCUGCCCUCACUGCCUUCCAGAACUACUUGCUAGAAUCACUCAAGGGGUUGGACAAGAUGUUUCUAAGCAGCGCAAGCAGUGGACAUGUUGAUGCCAAGACUUCAGAGAAGGAUACCAAACAUCGGAAAUAAACGCUUCCUCUGUCUUGUGCCUAAUGGGCUCCCAAGACCUGAAAUGAUGUCUUAGCUCCAGGGUGCACCUGAGAGGAUUAAAAAGUAGCGUUGGAAUCAGGUCAGAAAGAGUAUGCUUCCAGAAACCCUAGAGGUAGGCAUCUGGAUUGGAAUAAUGGGAAAGAUGACCUCUCUGUGUUGCUUCGUUGAUGAGGUGGCAGGGUCUGCCUUACGUGUGCAAUUUUCUGACCCUUUUGCUGAUGGCUGAGAAGGUUUUGGACAGGAAGUUGGCAUUGAAAAAGUCUAGUUCUUGGAGCAGUGUUCUUCCGGUUAAGGUACCUGGGCAGCAGUGGGUGCCACAGAGGCAAAAGCCUUGCUCUUAACGGCAGGGGCCAAGUCCUUAACAGAUCAGAGGUGCUACGGAGGGUUAGAUUCCCCCAUCCAAGAACCUUUUAGCCCCAGAAAUGCUGGUGGUAGGCCCCACUAGACUCUUUGGAAGUCUUUCACACUUGGAAAAUGGGCAGGAGGGACUCUCAAUGAGCAAAGAUAAAAAGCACAAAUUGCAGAACUUGAAUUCAGCUGCACUUCAGUCAUGUUGCUGUCUGUCUUCAUUUGUAUAUGUGAUUAAAUUUAAAAAUGUCCAGUGCAACUUAUUUAUGAGUUCCAAACUCUUGUUUUGUACUGAUUUAUCCUCACACACAAAACUGUCCAAAUAGACCAGGACAGAGAGGCAGUUUUUGCUCACAAAGGACUGGGGGUGGGCUGGGAGGGAAGAGAGAUGUCUGGAAACUUGAGGUGGUCACUAGGAUUUUGUAUUUUGUUUCACUUGACCUUACAGUUAGUAUACCUCCCCAAGUCUCAGAUUGUUUUCUCAUUCUCUUAAUAAAACCUUUUCACCGGA